This is a messenger RNA of Prunus armeniaca (apricot), 525 nucleotides long. The record is from the annotation of a GenBank genome assembly. Lineage: Eukaryota; Viridiplantae; Streptophyta; Magnoliopsida; Rosales; Rosaceae.
AUGGACGGCAGAGGACCACCACACCAGAGAUUCGAGCUCGGGCCAGAAAUCAUCGGUCUAUUGGGUGUUUUCGCUGGAGUCAUAGUUGUUGCCACAUACCAAUGCCUUGUCAACAACUGUUGUUGCAGCCAAAGGCGCAUACAAAAUGCAAACACACAACAACAACAACAACAAAAUGAACAACAAAGGCAGGGGAUUCAAAUCAACCCAAAUAUUCAUAGGCCUCCUACAAGCAAUAAUCCUCCACCUGCUCAUUUGAUCCCAAUUUUCAAAUACACCAAAGAAUGCAAGGAGGGAAUUUGUGCUGUGUGCUUGUGUGAGUUCAGAGAUGGUGAGACAAUUCGUGUGCUGCCUGAAUGCAUGCACUUGUUUCAUGCGGGUUGUAUUGACAUGUGGUUGAACUCCCACUCUAAUUGCCCACUUUGUCGUACGGAUAUUGUGCCUCCGCGACAUGUCGUUUUGUCGAUGCCGCCCCCUCAACAUGUCGUUUUGUCGAUGCCGCAUUUUAGUGGGGGAGACAUUUAG